Messenger RNA from Tetrahymena thermophila SB210, 960 nucleotides. Its product is annotated as VTA1-like protein. Gene Ontology annotation, cellular component: multivesicular body. The record is from RefSeq and is a predicted model, not a curated record. Lineage: Eukaryota; Ciliophora; Oligohymenophorea; Hymenostomatida; Tetrahymenidae. Gene Ontology annotation, biological process: late endosome to vacuole transport via multivesicular body sorting pathway. The transcript is spliced from 3 exons.
AUGGAUAAAGAAGUACUAUUUAUCAAACCCUUUUUAAUCUAUUCUUAAGAAGUUUAGCAAACCAAUUUAGUUUUAGCUUAUUACCUCAAGUUCUACGCUUAUAAGAAAGCAGGUACUAUAUGCGCUAAGUAUUAGGGAUAAGCUGAUACUUCAUAUGUUUAAGAUAUGAUGAACGAAUGGAAUACUGACUUAGAAUAGAUGAAAUAAUAAUUAGGUUCUACUCUCUAAAAUACUCAAUAAAAUAAGUAAUAAAUAGUCGAUUACACAUUAAGAAUAUUUGCAAAGUGUGAUCAUGAUGAAAGAAAUGGAUAAUUCACUAAAUAAACUUAGUAAGAUUUUACUAUGAUUAGCAGAUAUCUUGAAAUGUUAGCAGUUUUUGGUCCAUUAGAUAAUGACUUAAAUUAGAAAAGAAUUUAUGCAAAAUCCAAAGCAGUAGAAAUCAAGAAAAAAUUAGACAAUCCUUAAUAAUAUCCUGCAAGCAACUAAUAAAAUAAUUAAAGUCAAGCACCUUAAUAAUAUUAACCAAACAAUAGCAGCAGCAAUAAUAAUAAUAAUAAUUACUUUGGAAAUACAGGAAACUAAGAUAAUAAUUAGAAUAACAAUAUGGUGAGACAAAGUGUUUUUAAUAAUAUUCCUUAAAUUAUUAACAUGAACAACUUGAAGCAGACAGCAAAUAAUUUUAAUGAUAUUAAUAUUGCAGCAUAACCUUAAGCUCCUCCAUAAAGCAGUAAUAAUUAAAAUAAAGGAAAUGGUAUGUUUACUGCUCCCACAAAAUACGUAUAAUUUGCUAAUCCAUAUUUGAAUUAGAGUGUAGGUUUUAAUAUUCCUAUGCAAGAAGGAUCAGCUAAAAUCAUAGACCUUUGCUAAAAAGCAAUCUCUGAACUCGAUUUUAAUUAAUUUAGUAAUGCUAAAGAAGCUCUCAAGCUAGCACUUACUACAGCAUAGAAUAUUAAAAAUUGA